Notothenia coriiceps (black rockcod) is the source of this 1830-nucleotide messenger RNA. RefSeq names its product proline-, glutamic acid- and leucine-rich protein 1-like. Gene Ontology annotation, molecular function: protein kinase activity; ATP binding. The record is from RefSeq and is a predicted model, not a curated record. The transcript has 2 exons. The coding region runs from base 36 to 1169 and encodes 377 amino acids. Gene Ontology annotation, biological process: protein phosphorylation. Lineage: Eukaryota; Metazoa; Chordata; Actinopteri; Perciformes; Nototheniidae.
UUCCAGAUAUCUGGUCUCUCGGGGUGAUCCUGUACAUGUUGGUGUGUGGAGUCCCUCCUUUCCAGGAAACCAACGACAGCGAGACUCUGGUCAUGAUUCUGGACUGCCGCUACCGCUUCCCCAAACACGUUUCAGACGACUGCAGAGACCUGAUCUCGAGGAUGCUGCAGAAAGCCCCGUCUCUGCGCGCCUCGCUGCAGGAGAUCCAGGCUCAUCCCUGGCUGCAGGGGCUGGAUGACGCCCUACUGAGCCCAGAGGCCCCGCCACACUGGCUCUCAGGGGCCCUCUCUCCAGGCUCUCCCCGCUCAGGAGCACCUGAGUGUGGGGAUCUGCUUGCUGCCAGACCCCCACCUCAACCUCAGACCUUCCCUGGCCACUGGCAACCCAGCCUCAGCUUCACCCUCAGACCUCCUCCCGCUGAAGAGCCACCAGUCCCUAAGAACAUCCCUGCACUACAGCAGAUAUGUGAGGAGGAGGAGGAGGAGGAGGAGGAGGAGGGGAGUUUGGCAAAAGAGGGUGAAGGUUUAGAAUCUUUGCAAGAAGCAGAGGCAGAAAAAGACGUUGAGGAGAUACUUAAAGGUUCAGAUAACCAAAAAGAAGGAUUAGGAAGCUUAAUGGAGAUAGUGGAGGAGGAAAAGGUGGAAAAUAUGGAGAUAGAGGAGGAAGACAGUGGGUGUGUGAUUUCAGACCAGCCUGUCGGACAUGGAGACAGGCCUCUCAGGCCGACCCCUGCCCUCCCACCGUCCUCUCUGCCUGGUUUGGUGGUACCGUGCUGUCGGGGGCAGCCGGAGUCCCCGAGCCUGGAGGAAGGAAACGACGAGGAGACAGAACCCAACAACAACAAGGCUCCUCCUCUCCUCCCUGAUCCCUCUGAUCCCUCUGAUCCUUCCAGCCCCGCCUCCUCUCCAAGACUCAUCCUGAGUGACAAGGAGGCGCAGAAACAGGAGAGAACAGAGGAGGGAGGGAGAGAGGACCUCUUAACGGACAGAUCUCCACCCCGGGAAGAGGCUGCUCCGAGGGUGGAGCAGGGGAAACGACACAGCCUGAAGCUGCGUGAGAGACUCUUCCAGUUCCCCCUGUGUGAGAAAGCUCUGGCCUUCAACAUACCCACACAGAACAAGCCCAAGAUCCUGCCGCUGGCUCAGUACAACUGCUGCCAUGUGCUGUAAGUGAACCCACUGACUGGGGACAUGCAGGCUGCUUAGCAGGGGGCAGGUGGCGGGACACUUUGUGCAGAGCCAAAUGGGACGAGUAAAGCUAACCCACAAUCACCCCCUUCUAGCAUUGUGCUCAUGUAAUUAACAUUGUGCUGAGCUAGAGGUGGUGUACUGCACUGUAGUCAGACUUAGUAGAACCUCAUGCUACUGUUACCGGAGAUUUAUAAUGUGUCCAAUCUGUAGCUUAGAAGCAAUACUGGACCUACAAGAAGAAGAGAUAGGCUACGUUCACACUGCAAGCUUUAGUGCUCAAUUCUGGGAAUGUUUUGGUUUGGCUGUUUCCCGUUAUAGUUUUAGAAGUGACCAUUAUUGUGUGAACUGGUCCUGAACUGAUCCGCAUGCACAAAAUAAGAAUUACAAAGAAGUCACACACAGAUAACUUUCAGAAGCAUGGUGGCAUGUGUUUACAGAGGAAGCAGGUGAUGACUUUCACUGUCCCUCCACUGUAUACACAAUGUCAAAUUAGACAGAAAAGUCACAUGAAUUCAGAUUGAACUGUUCCAAAAAGAAAUAGCAGACCUGCAUCUGCCCAAAUCAGAAUUAAAGAGGCCCUAUUAUCUUUUUUUCCUGUAGUGUGUUCUAUAGGUUUGUGUGCAAGUAAAUGGUCUGCAAA